Molecule: messenger RNA, 803 nt
Organism: Acomys russatus (golden spiny mouse)
Lineage: Eukaryota; Metazoa; Chordata; Mammalia; Rodentia; Muridae
Gene: Lyset
Product: lysosomal enzyme trafficking factor
Exons: 2
Coding region: 235-726 (163 amino acids)
Source: RefSeq, a predicted model, not a curated record
UCGGCGGCGGGUGCUGUGGGAGGGGCGGGCCCGGCUGCCCCGAGGCCCCGGUGGCCAACUAUCUCCAGCUGGCUGCCCCCGGCUGGGGCUCCAGAGGGCCACGGGGCCGCCGCCGCGUGACCAGCCAUAGUCACGCUGAGCUUAAUCACUACUGGCUCGUGCUCUCGCCGGCGGCGCUCACCUUCUCCGAACUCCGGGACCCAGAGGGUUUCUCUUAAGGUGGCUUGUUCUGAAAUGCCAAAGGCACCUGACUAUUCAGAACUGGGUGACUCUUGCACGCUUGCUGGGGGAGCAGGAAGAUUUUCGGGACCACUGCACAGAGCAUGGAGAAUGAUGAACUUCCGUCAGCGGAUGGGAUGGAUUGGAGUGGGACUGUAUUUGCUAGCAAGUGCAGCCGCGUUUUACUAUGUUUUUGAAAUCAAUGAGACUUACAACAGGCUGGCUCUGGAACACAUUCAGCAGCACCCCGAAGAGCCUCGGGAAGGAACCACAUGGACACACUCUUUGAAAGUUCGAUUACUUUCCUUGCCCUUUUGGUUGUGGACAGUUAUUUUUUUGAUACCAUAUUUACAGAUGUUUUUGUUUCUUUAUUCUUGCACGAGAGCGGAUCCCAAAACGGUGGGCUACUGUAUCAUCCCCAUAUGCUUGGCAGUCAUCUGCAAUCGCCAUCAGGCGUUUGUCAAGGCUUCUAAUCAGAUCAGCAGACUGCAGCUGAUUGACACAUAAAAACAGUCACCGUUUCCCCCACUUAUUACAAGACUGCCAGUACUGUAUGGAGGCUGACCACAAGACUUUACAGAUCU